This is a messenger RNA of Scleropages formosus (Asian bonytongue), 4276 nucleotides long. Its product is annotated as transcription factor SOX-6-like. NCBI's taxonomy places the organism in Eukaryota, Metazoa, Chordata, Actinopteri, Osteoglossiformes, Osteoglossidae. The record is from RefSeq and is a predicted model, not a curated record. The coding region runs from base 372 to 2726 and encodes 784 amino acids. The transcript has 16 exons. Gene Ontology annotation, biological process: cell fate commitment; central nervous system development; regulation of transcription by RNA polymerase II. Gene Ontology annotation, molecular function: RNA polymerase II cis-regulatory region sequence-specific DNA binding; DNA-binding transcription factor activity, RNA polymerase II-specific. Gene Ontology annotation, cellular component: nucleus.
UUUUCCGACCGCCCGCUUUAAUUACGAUGUGAAAUGUAUAAAGGGCAUUUUAAUAAUCAGACGAAACUGGGAAGUGCGUGGUGCAUCUUGUUUGCUGUGUGUCGUUCGCAGCCUGGGAAAUUGUCCCCGAGUUUAAGUUUCGGUGGAGGGUCACGCAAAUUGACCCGAGAAGAAUGCAUAAGUCAUAAAUUAAAAUAAAGCCCUCAUACACGGCCCGGUCCUUUUAGAGACAAUACAGAGCGUGGACGAGCCGGGGGUCCCCUGCAAGGGCUGCGGCUCCAAAACAACUCAAGUAAGUCAUUUUCAUGAGUUCAACAUUGCCGAAGCAGUGAUCACUGGGUGCCGGGGCUGAAAUCUCUCUGUUUCUAGUAAUGUCUUCCAAGCAAGUCACCUCUCCGUUCACCCCCACCGCUGAUGGAGAGGACACCAUGAGCCAAGAGCGCCUGCCCUGGGAGAAGGAAGAGAGUAUGGACCCCCACAGUGGCCCCCAUCUAACCCUGCAUGGCCUGCAGCAGGGCAAAACCCACCCCGAGGAGCUGCCUGACAUCAGCAGCAUCCCACCCGAGUCCCACUGGGACGGUAUGGUGUCGGCCCAGCAGCGCAUGGAGUCUGACAGCAAUAAGGUGUGCUCCCUAUACUCGUUCCGGAAUAACUCUACCUCACCGCACAAGCCCGAGGAGGGGGCCCGCGAGCGUGGGGACAUGCUGGGGAGCUCUGCUUUCGGCACACCCGAGCGCCGCAAGGGAAGCCUGGCCGAUGUGGUGGACUCUUUGAAGCAGAAGAAGCUGGAGGAGAUGACCAAGACAGAGCAGGACGAAUCCUCUUGCAUGGAGAAACUUCUAUCUAAAGACUGGAAGGAGAAGAUGGAGCGUCUGAACACCAGCGAGCUCCUGGGAGAAAUAAAAGGCACCCCUGAGAGCCUCGCGGAGAAGGAGCGCCAGCUCUCUACCAUGAUCACCCAGCUGAUCGGCCUGCGCGAGCAGCUCCUGGCCGCCCACGAUGAGCAGAAGAAGCUUGCCGCCUCGCAGAUGGAGAAGCAGCGGCAGCAGAUGGAGUUGGCUAGGCAGCAGCAGGAGCAGAUCGCCAGACAGCAACAACAGCUCCUGCAGCAGCAACACAAGAUCAACCUUCUCCAGCAGCAGAUUCAGCAGGUCCAGGGUCACAUGCCGCCGCUCAUGAUCCCCAUUUUUCCACACGAUCAGCGCACUCUGGCAGCAGCGGCGGCGGCGCAGCAGGGGUUCCUCUUCCCUCCGGGAAUCACUUACAAGCCAGGUGAUAACUACCCGGUGCAGUUCAUUCCGUCCACAAUGGCAGCGGCCGCCGCUUCAGGACUCAGCCCGCUCCAGCUCCAGCAGUUGUAUGCAGCCCAGCUGGCGAACAUGCAGGUCUCCCCAGGAGCCAAGAUGCCCUCCCUUCCUCAGCCACCCAACUCCUCUGGGCCCAUCUCACCUACAGGCUUUAAGAAUGAGAAGAGGUCCUCGAGUCCUGUCACUCAAGUAAAGGACGAGGGAACACAGCCCCUGAACCUCUCUGCCCGGCCAAAGACUGGUGAGCCGGUGAAGACGCCCACCUCCCCCACACACAGCCUGUUCCCGAGCAGCAAGGCCAGCCCUAACAGCCUGUCAGCCAAGGGCAUCCCCAGCCCCAUCUCUGGCCUGGGCCGGGGCUCCUCUCUUGACAUCCUGUCCAGCCUGAACUCCAGUGCGCUCUUCGGGGACCAGGACGCCGUGAUGAAGGCUAUCCAGGAAGCCCGCAAGAUGCGGGAGCAGAUCCAGCGGGAGCAGCUGCAGCACCACUCGCAGGGUGUGGACGGCAAGCUCCCCGGCCUCAGUAUGGGCCUCAACAACUGCCGAGUGGACAAGGACAGGGCACAUUUCGAGAGCCUUGGCCAACACUUGGGAAAGCUGGGUGAGGACGGCAAGAUGAGUCACAGAGUGAUCGACCUCACAAGGCCAGAAGACUUGGAUGGGAACAAAGAAGUCAAUGGCUCAGCAGAUAAACCACAGCAAUAUUAUUGUUGGCCAACAGGAGGCACCAGCACAGCUGAGGCGCGUGUCUACAGGGAAUCCCGGGGGAGGAACAGCAACGAGCCACACAUCAAGCGGCCCAUGAAUGCCUUCAUGGUCUGGGCCAAAGAUGAGCGUCGGAAGAUCCUCCAGGCCUUCCCAGACAUGCACAAUUCCAACAUCAGCAAAAUCCUUGGAUCGCGUUGGAAGGCCAUGACCAAUCAAGAGAAGCAGCCCUACUACGAGGAGCAAGCCCGGCUCAGCAAGAUCCACCUGGAGAAGUACCCCAACUACAAGUACAAGCCCCGCCCCAAGCGCACUUGCAUCAUUGACGGCAAGAAGCUGCGCAUCGGCGAGUACAAACAGAUGAUGCGCUCGCGGAGGCAGGAGAUGCGGCAGUUCUUCACAGUGGGACAGCAACCUCAGAUUCCCAUUAGCACCAGUGCAGGCGUAGUCUACCCUGGUGCCAUAACCAUGGCCACCACCACACCCUCUCCACAGAUGACAUCGGACUGCUCGAGUGCAUCGGCCAGCCCUGAGCCCGCCAUCCCUGUCAUCCAGAGCACCUAUAGCAUGAAGGUGGAGCCUGGCACCAUGCUGACCAGCGGCGAAGCUGUCAACGGAGAUGAUGAUAUGGACAUGUACGAAGACUUUGAGGAUGAGCCCAAAUCGGACUACAGCAGUGACAAUGAGACGCAAGAGCCGGUCAGCGCCAACUGAGCCCGACCCCGGUGGGCAUUUGACAGACUGGUACCAGAGAGAACCAGCGAGAGAGAAAGAGAGAGCGUGCACGAGAGAGGCAGAAAAGCAAACGAAAGAAGAACUAAUUUCUGAACCUAUAUUUUUCAGGAGCUUGCAUGCAGAUGUGGCUCCGCACGAGUCAACAGCUAUUCGUCUUAAAUGUUUCAAAAUGUGUGAAGUAGCUUGACUGUUUUCAUUUCUCUUUUGCAGUUUUUUUUGUUGUUCCCAAUCUUCAUGUUUUGAUCAUGGACAUUUUACACAGUUAGGUCAUUGCCUAUAAAACUUUGGACGUCAGGACUUGAAAUUUAACAUUUAACAUGGAUACGUAGCACUCACAAACUUAAUUUGUUCUUAUAAAUAUAUACUUUUUUUUUCCUUUUGAAUGCUUUUCAUAGCUUACAUUACUGUUUGUGAUGGGGGUUAUAUAUUCUCACUCAGGUAUGCUGUACCAGCCAACAGCUUGUGAAUGUGUUUUUAAUCUGAAAAAAAAAGAGGAACGAAAAUUUCUCAUCGAGAUAAAACAUAGUACAAGUCCACAAGUGUUCAAAUGAGCACAGAGGGAAAGCUUCUGACUCCCUUGUCAUCAUUAUUAUUAUUAUUAUUAUUAUUAUUAUUAUUAUUACUAAUAAUAUUGUCUUCUUAUUGUACAGUUUUAACUCCACACGUGCCAAACUUUUCAUAGUCUUUCUUCACUUAUAUCUUAAAUUCUUACGGGAAAUUCUUACUUAAGUCUUACGGGAGACACUGCGAGAGUCUUAGACAAUCUUUUUGGCAUUCUAUCGGACUGGCGUGAAAUGAGGCGCGUUUCUUCCUUCCCUACCAUGGCAAAGUACUCAGGAACCCGCUGUUGAGUUGGGACGCGGUUGCCACGGCACUUUUGCCCCAGUGGCCCUAGCCGUCGCUGAGCGCAGUGAUGCUUGGGGGGAUGUCCAGUACGGUGAUCAUCAGCACCCCCACACUCUCAGCUGUGCCUGCGGAGACCAGCUGCUGUCUGCGUUUAGCCCUCCCAGUCAGUCUUACCCAGUCAGUCCUUAAUCAGAGUGAUUGUAAUCAGUCCAAAAUGCCAAGGGGCCAAAGGCUUCCAAUCUGUGGAAUUGGAAAGGCAGCAAGCGGCAGCUUUGUUGGCAUUACAAUCACAAAUUGCUGUUGUACAUUAUGUACAGUACAUUCUGCUAAACGCUUCAGCCCCCAGUGGGACACCAAGUUUAAAGUCCUUAAAUUUAAAGUCUUUAUCCUUCACGUAACUCUUCUUUUAUUUGCUGCAUUACAGAUCUUACCUGACACACAAAGUCUUAACGCUGAGCUCUAUGAUGGGGCUCACACAAUGUCUUAACAGUGUACAAGGCUAGACUAGCCUCUCGUGAAGUGAGAAGUCACUAGGGCUCAGAUUCAAGCUGCUGGGAGUUGAGUCAGGCCUUGCCCAGAACCUGCGUAAGGCCCGAGUACAGAAUAACCUGCCUUAUGGAUGGGCAGUAGGUGGUGUAGCGAUUAGAACUGCCACCGUGGACUCAAAGGACCCAGGUUUGAAU